UCCCUGCAUGAGGUGCUUUUUGCUGUGGCGAUGUCGGGUUUUGUGGACGGAUAUCGCUUCCACUGGAGGAGAACGUGCUGAAACUUCCUCGCACCUCCUCUUUCAUCUGUCACGAACCUGCUGCUAACUGCUGUCGUUGUUCGUGGCUUUAAAUGUCCUCUGCCAUGGCGAAGCGUGAGGCUGGGAGCACCAGCCCUGUGGUCCGUCAGAUAGACAAGCAGUUUCUGGUCUGCAGCAUUUGCCUGGAUCACUACCGCAACCCCAAGGUCCUGCCCUGCCUGCACACCUUCUGUGAAAGUUGUCUCCAGAACUACAUUCCCCCAGAGUCUCUGACGCUCUCGUGUCCAGUGUGUCGGCAGACGUCUAUCUUGCCGGAGAAAGGAGUUUGUGCUCUACAGAACAACUUCUUCAUCACUAAUCUCAUGGAGGUCCUUCAACGAGACCCAGAGUGCUCGCGGCCGGAGGCCUGCAGUGUCCUGGAGUCAGUCAGCGCCGCAGUUGCAGGAAAACCCCUCUGCUGCCCAAACCAUGAGGGGAAGGUGAUGGAGUUCUACUGCGAAUCAUGUGAGACGGCCAUGUGUCUGGACUGUACAGAGGGGGAGCACCGGGAGCAUGUGACUGUUCCUCUGCGGGACGUCGUGGAACAGCACAAGGCUGCGCUGAAGACACAGCUGGACGCAAUACACAGCAGGCUCCCUCAGCUGACAGCAGCCAUCGAGCUGGUGAGUGAGAUCUCUCGUCAGCUGAAUGACAGGAAGAAUGAGGCAGUGGCAGAGAUUACCAGCACGUUCGAAGAGCUGGAGCGGGCGCUGCAUCAGCGCAAGUCGGCCCUCAUCACAGACCUGGAGAGCAUCUGCAGCGCCAAGCAGAAGGUCCUGCAGGCCCAGCUCUCAUCUCUCCUUCAGGGGAAGGAACACAUCCAGAGCAGCUGCAGCUUUACAGAGCAGGCUCUCAGCCACGGGAGUGCUACUGAGGUGCUGCUGGUUCAGAAGCAGAUGAGUGAGCGGGUAACAGCGCUGGCCCGACACGACUUUCCCGAGAGACCACAUCAGAAUGCACACCUGGACUGCCAGGUGGAGACUGAAGGUCUGCGACGCUCCAUCCAAAACCUGGGUGUUCUCCUCACCACAGCAGCUGUAGCUCACACCUCCGUUGCCACAGGAGAGGGCCUCCGCCACGCAGCAACCGGGCAGCACCACACCGUUACUGUGACAACAAAAGAUAAGGAUGGCGAGCUGGUGCGGACAGGAAACGCUGUUUUAAAAGCAGAGAUAACGUCCGUUGAUGGGAGCCGCGCUGCAGAGACAGAGGUAACGGACAAUAAGAACGGAACAUAUGAGGUGGGCUACACGUUACGCUCUGAGGGAGAGUACUCCUUUGCUCUGCUGCUGUACGGCCAGCCGAUACGCAGCAGCCCGUUCCGCCUGCGGGCGGUGAAGCCCUCGGAUGUGCCACAGUCUCCGGAUGACGUGAAGAGGAGGGUGAAGUCUCCCAGCGGGACAGGGGGCCACAUACGGCAGAAAGCGGUGCGGCGGCCUUCCAGCAUGUACAGCACCACCAAGAAAAAGGAGAACCCCAUUGAAGAUGAGCUCAUCUACAGAGUGGGGUCCCGGGGCAGAGAGAGGGGGGAGUUCACCAAUCUGCAGGGAAUCUCAGCCUCUAGUAACGGCAGAGUGGUGGUGGCUGACAGCAACAACCAGUGCAUACAGGUAUUCUCCAAUGAUGGCCAGUUCAAGAUGCGCUUUGGGGUCAGAGGUCGGUCUCCGGGGCAGCUGCAAAGACCGACAGGCGUCACUGUGGACAUGAACGGUGACAUUGUUGUGGCUGACUAUGACAAUCGUUGGGUCAGCAUCUUCUCCUCUGAUGGCAAGUUUAAGAAUAAGAUCGGCGCAGGCCGGCUCAUGGGUCCUAAAGGUGUGGCUGUGGAUAAGAAUGGACACAUCAUCACCGUGGACAACAAGGCCUGCUGUGUCUUCAUCUUUCAGUCCAAUGGGAAGCUUGUGACUAAGUUUGGAGGCAGGGGGACGUCGGAGAGACAGUUUGCAGAAAAACUUGGCCCAAACUUAAAUAAAUCUGGCUCAGUUUUCAGUCCACACUUUGUUGCAGUUAACAACAAGAAUGAAAUAAUUGUGACCGAUUUUCACAAUCACUCUGUGAAGGUGUACAGUGCAGAUGGAGAGUUCUUGUUCAAAUUUGGCUCUCACGGUGAAGGCAAUGGUCAGUUCAAUGCUCCCACUGGUGUAGCUGUGGACUCCAAUGGUAACAUCAUUGUUGCCGACUGGGGUAACAGCAGAAUACAGGUGUUUGACAGCACAGGCUCCUUCUUAUCCUACAUCAACACCUCAGCAGACCCACUGUAUGGCCCCCAGGGCCUCGCCCUCACCUCAGAUGGACAUGUGGCUGUCGCUGACUCCGGCAACCACUGCUUUAAGGUUUACAGAUAUCUGCAGUAAGCUGAGGGAAGACACAUGUCCUGUUCAGACAAGUUAAUGUCACAUAUCGCUUGUGGACAUAGAGCUGCAAUGUGCCUGCACACUUUACAGUGACCCCAAACAUUAAUUUCCUUUUUGUUUUGACUGUAAGAUCUAAUAUUCAGAGCAGACAACAUAUAAAUCUGAAAAAAAUGUCAGAUAAAAAACAACUCAAACCCCAAAAGUGUAAUUAAAAUGUUUUUGAAAAACAGAACAAGCCAAUUAUCCAAAAACUAAAGUAACAUUGUUUCUCUCUUUCUGAAAAAAGAUCUCAAAAGACUAUCUUGUUUUAAUAAAAGUUUAAAAUAAAUAAAAAUGUAACCGCAGCUAAGAAACAAAACCUGUGAUCAGAUAUUUCCCUAUCUGAUCACACAUGGUUUGUCUACCUGAAACUGUAGAAGGGGAAAAUGAACUGGAGAUUAGCCUGUGGAAUAAGGCGUUUCAGCUCUGUGUCUUCAAAGUGCGACCUCACCAGUAGACAGCCUGACAAAUCUAAAGUCGGUGAUACACUGCAAUUUUUUGGGCAACAAUCCCAGCAAACCAACCAGCAAACAGAGUGAGACAGGGAAGCAGGGAGGAGUCAACCACACUGUUUCCCCCCCCCUCGAGGAGAAGACGACGCUUUGUGACUGAAGUACAGUAACAAUGCUCAGGCUUUUUCUUGAACACUGUUGCAUGUCAGUGUGCUCCAAAAAAUUCCCCUGUGGUCACUGCCUUAUGAUUCCUCAUCAGUAAACACAACAGAACACAUACACACAGACAGGAAUGUGUUGUUUCAAAAUAAAUGAUUUCUUAUUCUCAUUCUGCACCUUAUCACUCUGACUAAAUCCCUGCACAUGAAUAUAAUAAUUUUUUGUUAACAAUAUGCAAAUUUUUUUUGGUUUUUGUACCCAAAGACAAGCAAAAAGAAGCACAACAGUUAAUAGGAUGAAAAGGUUUUUGAACCAGCUCAAAUCUUAACAUCAAGUCUAACUAGUCUUUCUCUUCUAUUUACUCAAACUUCUUCUGUCUGAUCCCACUAGUUCUUGCACUUUUGUGUAUUCAUAUCUACAACCUGAUAUAGUUGUAUAUAUGCAUAUUUAGAUGUGUGUGUAUAUAUAUAUAUAUAUAUAUAUAUAUACACACAUAUGGAUUUGGUGUCCAUGUUAUUUCACUAUAUAGCCUACUUAUUCCAGCACCUACUGAAUCAAGAAUUUCAACACUGGAGUAUAUACUAAUACAGUAGUAGAAGGUCAUGCCAAGUAGUAGCCAACUGAAUGACAUCAAUGGAACAAUGUUGUAUACACAUUAUUUGCUGUAUUUUAUUUUUGCAAAGGAUUUAAUUUAUUUUUAAUUUUCUUUUCUACAUAAUUUGUUCUACAAAUUAUUUUUCUAAUUGGUGCGUUUGAACUGUCUCCUCUUUGCCAAACAUCAUUGUACAUAGGUCUUGUAACUUGUAGCACUGAAAGCCGUUCUCUCUCGUUUGCCUCCUCCUCCUCCUCCUCCUCAAUGAGCUCACAUCCAGUUAUACACAGUAACUUCUUCUUCCCUCCGCCAAAAACGUAUUGUCGUAAGUUGUUGUUGAACAUUGCACAAAAUACAAAUAUUAUAAGAGUUAUAUAUAGUUUGCAAGAGUAAUAUAUGCCUCUGUGUAUAGUUAUCAUUUAACAUAAUCAGAAAAGUGUAGUGUAUAUUACAAUCAUAUUCUUGUUGUAGCUCACAAGCACCUUUUAUCAAGGAUUUUCCAGUGGUUGCAUUCAUUUGCUUUGUGGUUCGGUGUUUUGAAGGUUUUCUGUGUUUGCUCUUAGAGAAACACAACACCAGCUAACACGCAGUGACACUGAGAGUUUUUCCCCUGUGUUUUAUUCUUUUACUGUCUGAACCCUAUAACUGAUCUCUCUCCAUAUGAAUUUUUCACUUAUUGGAAAACUCUGUAAUGACAGAUUUAUUUGAAUUCCCUCCUCCAUUAAUUGUUCAAUUCAAUAAUCCUGUUUUUUUUUUUGUUUUUUUACUAUCUCUCACCUGUACUGGUCACUGACCUGCUCAUGUCUGUGUGAAAUAAAGGAAUAAAGGAAGAACAUAUAAAUGAAACACAACCAUCAACCAUCUUGUGUAGCCUACUGUAUACUACAAGAGGCCAGUCUUACAAGUAAUCACUAUGUAAUCAUGGCAAAGGUAUGAUUGUAAAUAUUAAAGAAUAACA
Messenger RNA from Seriola dumerili (greater amberjack), 4653 nucleotides. It is a transcript of the gene trim3b, whose product is annotated as tripartite motif-containing protein 3-like. Gene Ontology annotation, biological process: negative regulation of translation; proteasome-mediated ubiquitin-dependent protein catabolic process; protein polyubiquitination. Gene Ontology annotation, molecular function: translation repressor activity; zinc ion binding; protein binding. The record is from RefSeq and is a predicted model, not a curated record. The transcript is spliced from 17 exons. The coding region runs from base 153 to 2453 and encodes 766 amino acids. Lineage: Eukaryota; Metazoa; Chordata; Actinopteri; Carangiformes; Carangidae.